CUACUAGAAAAGGACCUUCCUGUUUCCAGGGGACGUCUGGUGGAGGAGUGCUGCUGCUACAACAACAGGUGUUGGUGUGUUCUCUCCUGUCAUAUGUGCGAUAGUGUGAAUAAGAACGAGUGAGGACAUGGAGCAGUGUGCAUGUGUGGAGCGAGAGCUGGAGAAGGUGCUGCACAGGUUCGUGACGUACGGACACCAGUCAGAGGAACGUCUCGACGAGCUGCUCAGGACCGUGUGUGAGCUGCGCAGCCAACUGGUCACCUUCGGUGUACAGGAAACAGAUUUAUCAGUGUUCUCACAGACGAUGGCGCAGUGCUGUAAGGAAAUCAAGGAGACCGUGCAGAUGCUCGCCUCUCGCCACAAAGACAUCCACGGCAGCGUGUCCAAAGUGGGCAAAGCCAUCGACAGAAACUUCGAUGCGGAGGUGAGCGCUGUAGUAGCCGAGACGGUGUGGGACUCGUCUGAGAAGCAGAGGAACCUCAGCGAGACCAUCGUGGAGCACCUGUACAGACAGGGCAUGCUGAGCGUCGCUGAAGACCUCUGCCAGGAGUCGGGCGUGGUCAUCGACAUGAGCAUGAAGCAGCCAUUUCUAGAGCUCAACCGCAUUCUGGAGGCUUUAAGGAUGCAGGACCUCCGACCAGCACUAGAAUGGGCCGUAACGAACAGACAGAGGCUGCUGGAUCUGAACAGCAGUCUGGAGUUCAAACUGCACCGUCUGUACUUCAUUAGCCUGCUGAACGGGGGAGUGGAAAACCAGCUGGAGGCGCUACACUACGCUCGCCACUUCCAGCCGUUCGCCACGCAGCAUCAGAGAGACAUCCAGGUGUUAAUGGGCAGCCUGGUUUACCUGCGUAAUGGCAUCGAGAACUCCCCGUACCGCAGUCUUCUCGAGACCAACCAGUGGGCCGAGAUCUGCAACAUCUUCACGCGAGACGCCUGCGCCCUGCUCGGCCUGUCCGUAGAGUCUCCGCUCAGCGUCAGUUUUGCAGCAGGUUGCAUGGCCUUGCCAGUGUUGAUGAACAUUAAGCAGGUCAUUGAACAGAGGCAGUGUAGUGGCGUCUGGACACACAAGGACGAGCUGCCUAUUGAGAUCGACCUGGGCAAGAAGUGCUGGUAUCACUCGGUGUUUGCGUGUCCCAUUUUGAGGCAGCAGACGUCAGAGAGUAACCCACCCAUGAAGCUCAUCUGCGGUCACGUCAUUUCCAGAGACGCUCUUAACAAACUCACCAACGCGGGGAAGCUGAAGUGUCCGUACUGUCCGAUGGAACAGAACCCUUCGGACGCCAAACAGAUUUAUUUCUGACGUCCCGGAGCGGAGCAGACGAACGCAGCUUCUCAGCACGGCCGAGUUGGAACGAUCCACGUUUUACGGCCUUCUGCGGCGGCUCGAACCGUGGAGAUGCCGCCACACACACCUCCUCCUCAUCCCCUUCGUUCCUUCCUUCUCCGAGACUUUUAGUUGGCACAGGUCAUGACCACGCACACCUGUAGAUCUGAGUCCGUUAUGUGUACGCCACGAGGACCGAGCUCCACGGAUCAUUCGCUCUUAUAUGAUACACAUUUAUGACUCACAGGUGUGUGUGUGUGUGUGUGUGUGUGUGUUUCUUUUCUUUGGUCCCUCCCCUCUUUUUCAUUAUUAAUAUUUUAAUUUGACUCUGUUUCCUCUGUACGAGUUAGGAGCGCGGAGUGUAUGUACGCUUGUGAACAGACGUGACCUUCCCCCCAAUCGUUUUGUUUUCACGCCCACUUAUUUACCAGAUAUUUAAACAACUAUAUUCUAGAGCCUUCAAGCCGGUGUACGUGACCCGAAAGGCGUUUUUUUUUUUUUUUUCUUCUUCUUUCAGCAAGUGUAUUCAGAGACGUGUUCAGUAAGGCCGUUCGGUGGAGGGCUUCGUCUGUGACUGGAAGACCGCGAUUCACGCCGCUCUUCAUGAUGGUGUAACGAUUAAAAAUGUACCAAGUAAAAAAACAAAAAACAAAAAAAAACCCAUACGUAUAGACUGUCGGAUUUGUUGUCGAAAACAUCCACGUCGGACGGAGACGUGAAGCGAGCAGACGUUAACCGAUUCCUCGGAGUAAUAGAUAUGUGUUUUGCCUGGUGUAUAUAUUUAAGAAAAAAAAAUAUUUAAAAGGGAAAAAAAAAUGACUACUGUGAACUUUGACUUUUUUUUUUUUUUUUUUCCUUCCCCCCCAUCCCCCUCACCCCUCUCUCUUUGUGUCACAUGGAUCUAAUUGUCCCUCUAUGGGAAGAGAGCAGUUUGAAAAAAACUUGGAGAUGACGGGAUCCAUUCGCUCUCAUUUCUUUAUUAAUGCAGGGGAGAAUGAAUGAAAUUGCUUCAUGCUUUUAAA
Molecule: messenger RNA, 2349 nt
Organism: Silurus meridionalis
Lineage: Eukaryota; Metazoa; Chordata; Actinopteri; Siluriformes; Siluridae
Gene: rmnd5b
Product: required for meiotic nuclear division 5 homolog B
Exons: 10
Coding region: 128-1303 (391 amino acids)
Biological process (GO): proteasome-mediated ubiquitin-dependent protein catabolic process
Cellular component (GO): GID complex; nucleus; cytoplasm
Molecular function (GO): protein binding; ubiquitin protein ligase activity
Source: RefSeq, a predicted model, not a curated record